Messenger RNA from Debaryomyces hansenii CBS767, 1902 nucleotides. RefSeq names its product SCF ubiquitin ligase complex subunit. Gene Ontology annotation, cellular component: SCF ubiquitin ligase complex. Bases 1 to 1902 code for a protein of 633 amino acids. Gene Ontology annotation, biological process: SCF-dependent proteasomal ubiquitin-dependent protein catabolic process. Lineage: Eukaryota; Fungi; Ascomycota; Pichiomycetes; Serinales; Debaryomycetaceae. Gene Ontology annotation, molecular function: protein binding. The transcript has a single exon. The record is from RefSeq and is a predicted model, not a curated record.
AUGGAACAUGGUAAUGGUGUAGAGGUGGAUGGGUUGGGAAAUACGAUCAAACAUGUUGCCCAGUCUGUUGAAUCCUCCAAGUAUAUCACAUUCAACGACUUACCUAAUGAAAUAUUGAUCCAGGUAUUUUCUAACUUAGACCCUAUACAGUUGUGUUCGGUGAGAUUGGUUUGCAAACACUGGAACUAUGCUGUGCUGGAUAAAUCUACAUGGAUCAAAUCCUUUGGGCUAAAGUUUGGUACCAGACAAACGUUUCCUAGCGUAAGUAACUCGAAGCUUUGGAUUCUGGAAUAUUUAUACCGGUUACAAAUGUACAAGAAGUGGAAGAAGGCGAUAGCAACACACAAAAAUUAUCAGUUAUUGAACAAUGAAUAUGGAUUGGUGGAUUUUGCCUUGACCAAUUUUGCCCAGGACAAGUUGUUGACAUUUGCAAGGAUAAGUGGUGAUAUUUCGAUGUGUAAUUUGAAUAAUGGUAAGAACCAAACGUUUAUACCUGGGAACUAUUUAUUGACCCAAAUAACAUGUUACGCAGUUAACUGGACUUAUUUAAUGGUUGGGAAAUUGAAUGGAGAGUUGUACUUGAAGAAUUUGAUAACGUCUACAUCAUCUGGUUCAAAUCGGUCAUCACUUAUAAAAUUUGAAGAUGGAGAGAAUUCUCGCAAUGAUACUAUAACUGGAUGUUGCUUAAACUAUCACUUCGAUAAAAGGAAGGAAAGCAUCGAUUGUAUUUCCUCCUCGAUAAAGGGUAGUUUAAAGUGCUGGAAUUUAGGUGGGAAGUUAAUUAAAAAAAUUGAACUUAAUGAGCCCAUAAUAACAGUCAAAUCAGACUUCAAGAAUUACAUUAUAGCACAGGGCCAGAAGAAAACUUUUAUAAUUCAUAUCCGUACGUUUGAAAUAGUCAGUAUCGAAAUGGGUAUGUCAAUUGAAGAAUUUGAGAACAGCUUCGUUGACGUGGAUUAUGGAGACUCAAACGUUGUUAUUUGCUAUGAAUCAACAAUCAAGGUAAUUAAUUUUAAAAAUCUAGGAAACGUAAGGCUUAAGGAGGUUAUUUUGCCAGAUGAUGUAAGUAUUCUUGAAAGCAAAUUUCAAACGGUACCAUAUAGUAAAUUGCAUAAUAGAGAUUCAGAAAUUGCCGGUAGUGAUGGAUUGAUGUGUGCCAAUAUUUUAUCUGAUGACACAGUAAUCGUGUGGAACAUUAGAGACUCUGCAACUCAGAUUGUUCCACAGUGCACAAUUACACCUAUAUUUAAUAAGCAUCACCCAGCGAUACCCAAUGACCGUACUUAUGCUACAUCGAUCGCAUUAAAUAACUCCGUAAUAGCCAUAGGAGGAUACAAUGGUUUUACUAAUUUGUAUAAUAUAUUUACUGGUGACUUUAUAAGAGAAUGCUCCAUUAAAUUUCCCAAGAGACUUAGUCAUAUGUACCAGCAUAUUAUUCCUAUAAAAGAUAUCCAAUUGAAUGAUAGUCCCACUUCGUCUAACGGUAUAAUAAUAUGCGGUGACGCUAUUCAGUAUUUCCAAUUUGGUGAACCAAAGCAGCAGACAACAACUACGACUAAAAAGAGGUUGAAUGUUGGGCCUUCCAACAAACAAGUUGUACAUCAAAAUAUCAAAGAUGAAAUAGACGAUUAUGAAAAUCUACAGGAGGCGAAACACAGAAGAGAAUUACUUUUCGCAAAGUAUAAUGGCGACAAAUAUGACGAUAAUGAUGAUGAGCUUUCAAUAGCGAUUGCCUUGAGUGAGAGCUUUCAGAAUUCCAACGGUUCGAAAGCAGAAAGUGUUGAUGAUGAUGAAGACGCACAGCUUAAACUAGCGAUUGAGCUCUCGAAAUCAACCGAAACAGAACCGGUGGAUAAUGAUGAUAUAGAACAGAUAUUAAAGUUAUCAUUAAUAGAUCAAUAA